Molecule: messenger RNA, 1646 nt
Organism: Monodelphis domestica (gray short-tailed opossum)
Lineage: Eukaryota; Metazoa; Chordata; Mammalia; Didelphimorphia; Didelphidae
Gene: MRPS33
Product: mitochondrial ribosomal protein S33
Cellular component (GO): mitochondrion
Source: RefSeq, a predicted model, not a curated record
UGACUGGGGUCGCCCCCCGGGGCUGGACGCGUAUCCCUAGACAGCGGGAGUAGGAGGAGAGAUGUGGGAGCGGGACUUCCGGAGGACGUGACGUAUAGAUGAGGAAGGUCCGGACCUGUUAAAUCGGUUAGUGAUUUCUGGCGUCCUAGUAUUACUGGGGUCUGCUUGAAAUUGGGGAUCUCGCGGGUUCGGGGAGGAUUGUAAACUGAGACCCGGCUUCGAGCCUAAGUGUAGAGUCAAGGCGAGAAAAACUUCUACGCACCUGAGGGGCUCCCGGAUUAAAACAAGAGAAUAGCCUUUACUGGCUAUCUCUAGAGAUGUCCUCCCUUUCAGAAUACGCCAUACGAAUGGCUCGCCUGAGUGCCCGAAUAUUUGGAGAAGUUGCUGUCCCCACCGAUUCCAAAUCCAUGAAAGUAGUGAAGUUGUUUAGUGAACAGCCUUUGGCCAAAAGGAAGGAGACUUAUGACUGGUAUCCCCCUCACAACACCUAUUUUGCUCUAAUGAGGAAACUCCGUUUCUUUGGUCUUUACAGAGAUGAACAUCAAGAUUUUAAGGAAGAGCAAAGGCGACUAAAGAAACUUCGUGGAAAAGGCAAGCCAAAAAAAGGAGAAGGGAAAAGAUCAGCUGCAAAGAAAUAAUGUUGAACCAAUCAGUGACUGAGAUGAGAAAGAAGUACACAAACUGAUAUUUUUCCAUUCUUAAUAAGAAUACAACUUUCCUAAAUUGAUGGAUUUUGGUACAAGAAUCAACCCUCCCCCAAUGGAGUCAAAUCAUGCUGAAUUAGGAUUGAAUUCUUGAACACAUUUUGGUCCUUAAAAGUUAUUUUAGCUUUGAUAUUGUGUGAAAAUGCUAUCUAUUGUAUUCUCAAAGAAAUUAUUCACUUGUAAUUAUUUGCUGAUUUUCUAGCAAAAAAUAAGAUCCUUACUAAAUUAGCAUCUUCUUUGACCCAAUUGGCCUAUGUAUCCAUAUUUUUUCCUUCCUAUCCACAUUUUUCUUUUUACUUAAACAGACUUCCUUGACCUAACUGCCCAGUCACUCACUUUCUUUACUCUUCUUUGAAUCACAUUGCCCUUUGCCUAUCUACAAGUUCUUUUGAGUUAUCCAGCAAAAUAUUUAUGUGUAUGUAGGAAAGAAGGAAGGGAGGGAAGGAACACUUAUAAAACAUCUUCUGGGAGAUAGGUGCUAUUAUUAUCCUUAUUUUACAGUUGAGGAAGCAGAAGCAGUUUAAGUGACUUGUCCAAGGUCAAACAGCUAAACUGUCUGUGGCUAGAUUUGAAUAAAACUCUUUUUGACUCCAGGCAUAGGGUUUUAUCCACCACACUCAGUAGCUGCCCUAAAAAAUGUAACUGGGGAGAUGGAAAUGUAUGAGAAAUGAGAAUGUAUGGAAAUGAGAAUUCUGUCUAUUUAAGUGGUGGUAUAUAUUUAUCUAGUUGGGUGACUUAAAGGAGAUAGUAUUUUGGCAGUGGUCCUAAACUAACUUGUAAGAGCUAUCCUAACCCUGUUUCUACCUCUCUUAGAACCAAUGAAAUACUCCUAUAUAGUUUUCAUAUAACAUGAUCCUGGGGCAUUUCUGGGUUGUUGUUUUUUCCAACAUACAUAUAUCUCCACCUUUGUUUUGAUGGGAGAAUAAAGAAGAUGAAUUUGUA